AUGCCAUUCAAAACAGGCCCCCUAUAUCCUUGCAACCCGGCUACGGAGCGAGCGGUAUCUACAAAGUUGUCGGUAGAUCCAAAGGGCGAAAAGGUAGUCUACACGAAUGGCAGGGCGGUCAUUAUCCGAGAUCUGAAUCACACCGAUCUGAGCCACGCAUACACCCAACACACUCAAUCUGCUACCGUAGCUCGGAUCUCGCCGUCUGGAUUUUACUGUGCAUCCGGUGAUGUAGCUGGAAACGUCAGGAUCUGGGACGUGACUCAACCUGAAAACAUUCUAAAAUUGGCCAUACGACCUCUUGGGGGAAGGAUCAAUGAUCUAGCUUGGGAUGGGGAGAGUAAGCGGAUCAUCGUGGGUGGAGAUGGCAAGGACAGUGGCCCGGAAGCUAAUCACUACAUCCCCCUUCUCCCCUUUCGGGGUCUCAGAUUCGGUGCAGCCUUCUUUAUGGACUCUGGAUCGACGUGUGGAGAAAUCACAGGUCACGCCAAAGCCAUCACCUCACUUGAUAUCCGACAUCAGCGACCCUUCAGAGCCAUUUCUGGAUCAGACGACAAUACUGUCAUUCUCCAUACGGGUGUUCCAUUCAAGUAUGAGAAAAUGAUCUCCCAGCAUGCUCGCUUCGUCCAGGAUGUCAGGUAUAGCCCGGACGGCGAAGCGUUUGCCAGUGUCGGCAGCGAUGGGAAAAUUUUCAUCUACGGAGGGAAAGAAGGGGAUGUCAAAGGAGAAAUCAAGAGAGACUCCACGAGCAGUCUGAUGGCAUGCUCAUGGAGUAAGGACUCCAAAUCCGUUGCUUCCGCUGGAGCGGACGGUAUCGUCACCAUUUGGGAUGCGUCAACGCUCAAGUCCACUCAGACUUACACUAUCGGAACCGACAUUCCCUCCCAACAGAAUGGAGUCGUUUACGCUGGCCCCAACACCCUCGUAUCAGUCUCUUUGUCCGGUGUUCUGAACGUAUUCGACACCCGAGAAGGUUCAAAAUGGCGAACACUGCAUGGCCCUCCCAAGGCCAUCACUUCUGCAGUGAUGAGCGAUAAGACGUUCUACACUGGAUCUUUCGAUGGAUCCAUCAAGUCGUUCUCCUCAGCCGGAGAAUGCGACAGUGUGAAGGGCAACGGACACAACGGUCGUGUCGCAGCUAUGAGUCACGAUGGGACAAAGACUUGGAGUGCCGGUUGGGACGACAAGGUCGCGUCGAUCGAGGGUGAUAAUUUCGGAGGCUCUUCGAUCGCUGUCAAGGCUCAACCGGCAGAUAUCGCAUCGACCCCCGGAGCCGUCUACGUGGCGUCUGCUGCUGGGCUUGAGAUCCAUCCAAGGCCUGAUGGUAGUUCUUCUGUCCGAUCAGGCGCAGUCACAUCAGUUGCCGCUCACCCUGGACCGAAUGAAGACUUGGUCGCAUUUGGAAAUGCUCAGAAAAAGGUGUCUCUUGGACGGAGGAACGGUACAGAUAUUCAGGUCGAUGCUGAAUUCGAUGAUAAUCGAGGAGAAGUUCAAGCUUUGGCUUUCAGCCCCGAUGGGUCUCUCCUCGCGGCUGCAGAUUCUUCGGGCCGAAUCGUAUUAAUUGAUACGAAUGACAAGAAGGCGAUUGUGACGUCUCGCUGGACGUUUCACAGUGGUCGAGUCACGUCGCUCAACUUUUCGCCGAAUGGAAAGAGAUUGGCUUCGGGAGGUAUGGACGAGAGCAUAUACAUCUGGGAAGUCGGGAGACCAUUGAAAAACACCGCCAUCAAGAACUCACAUCCUGGAGGAGUAUCCAGCGUCGCUUGGAAAGACGGUAAUACAGGCUUGAUAAGUACUGGGGCAGAUGGCUGCGUCAGGACUUGGACUGUAGAUGAGAUCUGA
Molecule: messenger RNA, 1842 nt
Organism: Kockovaella imperatae
Lineage: Eukaryota; Fungi; Basidiomycota; Tremellomycetes; Tremellales; Cuniculitremaceae
Product: WD40-repeat-containing domain protein
Exons: 10
Coding region: 1-1842 (613 amino acids)
Biological process (GO): positive regulation of actin filament depolymerization; actin filament depolymerization
Cellular component (GO): cortical actin cytoskeleton
Molecular function (GO): actin filament binding
Source: RefSeq, a predicted model, not a curated record